Messenger RNA from Penicillium pulvis, 1893 nucleotides. RefSeq names its product dolichyl-P-Glc:Glc(2)Man(9)GlcNAc(2)-PP-dolichol alpha-1,2- glucosyltransferase (gene alg10). Gene Ontology annotation, biological process: dolichol-linked oligosaccharide biosynthetic process; protein N-linked glycosylation. Bases 1 to 1893 code for a protein of 630 amino acids. Lineage: Eukaryota; Fungi; Ascomycota; Eurotiomycetes; Eurotiales; Aspergillaceae. Gene Ontology annotation, molecular function: dolichyl pyrophosphate Glc2Man9GlcNAc2 alpha-1,2-glucosyltransferase activity. The transcript has 3 exons. Gene Ontology annotation, cellular component: endoplasmic reticulum. The record is from RefSeq and is a predicted model, not a curated record.
AUGGUUACUGCUCUCGAGUCAAACCUGAGCCGCGCCGCGCGCUAUGCAAUCCCAUUCGCGCUGGUGUUCAUCCCGCUCUGGAGGACAAAAGUCCAGGCCAAAGUCCCCGAACCAUACCUGGAUGAGGUAUUCCAUGUCCCCCAGGCACAAGCUUACUGGGCACACCAAUGGACACACUGGGAUCCUAAGAUUACUACUCCACCUGGCUUGUACCUGUGGUCAUAUCUACUAUGCGCCGCGUUGCUCACCCUCCGCGGGUCUCCGACGAAGCUCACCACGGAAGCUCUCCGCACGACCAAUGUCGCCACUACGGCUAUUUUCCUACCCUGGAGACUGCAGACGCUUUCCGACGCUGUGCACAAUGUGAGGAAUAACCGGACUAUGGGUGCGUGGCUUAGCCAUUCCGUCUUGAACAUAUGCUUGUUCCCACCGCUGUUCUUUUUCUCCGGUCUUUACUAUACCGACAUUCUUGCUCUGUUGGUUGUGAUCGAGGCGUAUAAUUGGGACUUGAAGAGGACUGCUGGAACAGGCUUUACUGCUUUCUUCUCCACGUUGGGAUUCCUUGUUUUUGGUCUUGCUGCCCUUGCUUGCCGACAGACGAACAUCUUUUGGGUCUCGGUCUUUUUGGGUGGACUGCAGGUUGUUCGCAAGAUUCGCGGUUCUUCUGAGGCAUGCAGAUCGUCUGCGAUCUCAGAUAUUGUGAAGGGGGGUCUGCAGAAUGAGAUCUACGAUCCUCUUAUCACGGAGGCUUGCUUAGAAGAUUAUUUCAAAACUGCCAUCUCCCUUGCUACUGCUGGUCUCAGGAACCCGCUCGCUACCGUGGCUUCAGUCAUGCCAUACAUGAUUAUUCUUGGAGCUUUUGGCGCAUUCGUUUUUUGGAAUGACGGUGUGGUGCUUGGUCACAAGGAGUUCCACACGGCCGGUAUUCACUUGGCCCAGAUGCUCUACAUUUGGCCCUAUUUUGCCUUUUUCUCUUGGCCACUGAUUAUCAUCCCCGUGGCUAAUAUCAUUCUUCCCGCGACCUUUUUGCCCAAAUAUCUCAACUAUGGGUUCCCUGAGAAGCAGAGACGGCUUCCAAAGCUCCUCGCUGUCCUGCUUGUCCUUCCAAUCAUGCUUGCCAUCGUCCAUUUCAAUACGAUCGUGCACCCUUUCACCUUGGCCGAUAACCGACACUAUGUCUUCUAUGUGUUCCGUCUUCUCCUAGCCAUCCACCCCGCUGUGAAGUAUGCAGCCGUUCUGGUUUACUUCCUCUGCGGAUGGGCCGUUAUCUCCGCCUUUGGUUUCACUAUUGUUCAGGCACCACCUCGGUUGCUGCGAAUUCCCCAGGCUCCAGCUCCAGCCCCAACACCCACACCAGCUGCUCCAGCCCCAGCCACAGAGCUGGCCCAAGGAAACAGAAAAACACGCCGAGCCAACGAGAAGUCAGCCGCCAAGAAGGACCAGCAGCCGAAAUCAAAGCCGAAGUCCAAUUCAAAACCGAAAUCGAACCAGCCCGAGCCUAUGUCCCCGGAGGCAUAUGCCAGGGUUCAGGAAGGUCUCAUCAAGCGUCGCAAGGAACAGCAUGGCGCCCCGCGUGUCAGCUUCGUCCUCGUGUGGCUCGCAGCGACCACCCUGUCCCUUGUGACAGCUCCCCUAGUUGAACCUCGUUACUUCAUCAUCCCUUGGGUAAUGUGGCGCCUGCAUCUCCCAGCCAUGCCGAGCCUUGCGGUAUUCCGGAAGCAGCGUCCUCAAACCGAACAGGAGAGGGAAAUUAAUGACCUGGCUACCAAUGCUCCCAAAUUUGUUGAGACAGUUUGGUUCAUGGUCAUUAACGCAGUGACCGGAUAUUUGUUCUUAUACAAGGGCUUUGAGUGGCCCCAGGAGCCUGGCAAGAUCCAGCGGUUCAUGUGGUAA